GGGCUCACAGGCGGAAGAAACACCGGAUUUGGUUUCGGAUCGUUUUUUAAGGGUUUAUAAUCCCGAUUUAGUUCUUUUUAAAGACAGAAAAGGAAAGACAAACCAACCCCCCCUCCUCCAUUUUGAAUAAUGUCGACCCCGGCGAGGAGACGGCUUAUGAGAGAUUUUAAAAGACUUCAAGAAGACCCUCCUACUGGUGUGAGCGGAGCGCCGUCAGAGAACAACAUCAUGCUUUGGAACGCUGUUAUUUUUGGGCCUGUGGGAACACCAUUUGAAGAUGGAACGUUUAAGCUUCUGAUAGAGUUUUCAGAGGAGUACCCAAACAAGCCUCCCACAGUUCGGUUUGUGUCCAGAAUGUUUCACCCAAAUGUUUAUGCAGAUGGCAGUAUAUGUUUAGACAUCCUUCAGAAUCGCUGGAGCCCCACAUAUGAUGUCUCGUCCAUACUCACCUCCAUCCAGUCAUUGCUGGACGAGCCAAAUCCCAACAGCCCGGCCAACAGUCAGGCCGCACAGCUCUAUCAGGAAAACAAGAGGGAGUACGAGAAGAGGGUGACGGCCAUCGUGGAGCAGAGCUGGGUGGACGUCUGAGCUCCCCUCUCUCUCUCUCUCUCUCUCGCUCUACUCCUUCCUCUCCAUCACCCUCUCUUCAUCAUCCCAGUACUCCAGUCUCUCAUUUUUACCUCAUCAAGAAAAAAAAAACAGCAACUAUAUCAGAAGAACUCAAGUGCCACCCUGAAAAAAAAAAAAAGAGAACAACCAAACCACAAUGGACGUUAACUUGCUUGCCAAUACAUUUUUUGAGGAAAUCGAGGGAGGGGAAAUCAAUCUUAUAUUUGUGUUUCUUGUCCUUGAUUUUACUUUUUUUUUUAUUGCAUGAUGUGAAAUAAGUUAUUGCUAACAGAAUUUGUAAUAUAUCUUUGUUGUUUGGUUGGAUUGAUGCUGUUAGUGUUUGAGUUUUAAGAUUCUUUUUUCCUUUUGUACAUUUUUCUUCAUUUUCUUUCUUUCUUUUUUUUUUCUUUUCUUUUAUGUCUGCUGGUGUGUACACAACUAGGCUGUUUGGAAAAAGGGCAGGUUGAAGACCAAAUUAACAACCCAGAAAACAUCCUUUUUAUUUUUUUAGUUGAAUGUUCCACACACUAACAUAUACUGCUGAUAUAGAACUAUACCUGAUCUGUUGCAGCAUAUCUGUUAUUUUAAGAGACACUGUAAUUUUAGACUUGCAGAUGUCACAGGCUGAAACACCGCCAAGUCUCCCUUGCACUUAUGAAUCAUGGCAAGCUGGCUCUGAGCUUCUUUUUUUUUUUACUUUAAUCAUUUCUUGCUCCAAGGUAGAAAAUGAUGUUAGAAAGAAGGUAUUACACCAGGAGGGAACAGGAUCAGCUUGGACUGUGAAUCCACAAGUGGGGAGAAGGGUUAUUUGGAAAAAGCUCUGAGAAACCCCCCCCCCGCUGAACUGAGGAAAUACUGUAUUCUUUUCAAUCAUUUAAUUUUCUGUAAUUCAGCUUUUAAAGAAAUCUACAAUCAGCAAGAAGUUGGUUUAAAAAAAAAACAACCUAGAAUUUGAGUAUACUCCUGCAUCAUGUUCUGCUUUAGUAAUAAAUCUGCCUUAUUAUUUAAUUUUACAGAACAUAAUGCUGUUUAUUUUCUGCUCAUUUUCUAUCAUAAACAUUUUAUUACUUG
Messenger RNA from Scomber japonicus (chub mackerel), 1680 nucleotides. It is a transcript of the gene ube2b, whose product is annotated as ubiquitin-conjugating enzyme E2B (RAD6 homolog). The coding region runs from base 130 to 588 and encodes 152 amino acids. The record is from RefSeq and is a predicted model, not a curated record. Gene Ontology annotation, cellular component: HULC complex. The transcript is spliced from 6 exons. NCBI's taxonomy places the organism in Eukaryota, Metazoa, Chordata, Actinopteri, Scombriformes, Scombridae. Gene Ontology annotation, molecular function: ubiquitin conjugating enzyme activity. Gene Ontology annotation, biological process: DNA repair; protein polyubiquitination; proteasome-mediated ubiquitin-dependent protein catabolic process.